AUGGACUCUGUCGUGCUCGAUCCCCUCAACUCCCUGGAAACCCACCUCAACUCGCUCGUCACAUCUCUCACCCAAACCAACGCCUUCACCAAUGCACCGCAGAUAGCUAAAGAUCUCAUCUUGGACGACGACAACCUAACCGCCUCUCUCAACCUCCUCCAAAGACACCAACAGAACUAUGCUCGCAUUCUAAACCUUCGCUCCGAAGUCGCAGGCCUACAAGAGCAGCUCAGAGACACCAUCAAGCGCUGUGUCGCCUUGAGGCAAGAGAUCGGUCAGGUUCAUCCGUCAAUACUGAACACGCUGGACUCGGACGAGGAGGAAGAGGAAGACUAUGAUGAUGAUCAAGAUGCGAAAGUAGCAGAGGUUGAUUACCACACCUUAUUGGCCUUUGCGGCCCGUAUUGGAAAACAUAAUGCCGUAGCCGCAAGGGAGGCAGAAGCGGAGGCCGUAAAGAGGAAAGUGGCCGCAAAACGCAAGACGUCGGCGACGACCAACGGUGUCCCUGACUCGGCAGGCCCGGCGACCGGGAAUGAAAAUGGAAAUGGAAAUGCUACGGCGGAGACGGAAGCCGAGCUCGAACGCAUCCACAACACAAUCGCCCUCACUCGCGCUCAGCUGGGCAUGGCAUUUCCGGACGCCAACAUUCUGCGCGUCGGCGCUCUAGGGCAACUCCAGCUCUUCCAGGAGCGGCAGCAGCACACGUCUAGCGGAGAUGAAGAGGUUCAAGCUGCUGUCGAACGUGAAGUGGAAAGAUUGGUCCGGGCGAGCGAGGACAUUGCAGAAGCCGAGGUCGAGCGGACAGAGGAAGAGGAAAUAGGAGGAACAUGGCCAAGUCCGGGCAUGUCGAGAAUGUCGAUUGGCGACGAGGUCAAGCCGGCCGCGCCACAGGCAUCUGCAUCCCAGUCAUUGCACACGGGCGCGGCUGCUCCCGCCUCCGCUCAAGCGCCAAAGAGGAAGCUCGAUCUUGACUUCCCGAGCAGUGAUGACGAGGACGAGGGUUGA
Capronia epimyces CBS 606.96 is the source of this 1005-nucleotide messenger RNA. RefSeq lists its product as uncharacterized. Gene Ontology annotation, molecular function: transcription coregulator activity. The record is from RefSeq and is a predicted model, not a curated record. The transcript has a single exon. Gene Ontology annotation, biological process: regulation of transcription by RNA polymerase II. Gene Ontology annotation, cellular component: mediator complex. Bases 1 to 1005 code for a protein of 334 amino acids. Lineage: Eukaryota; Fungi; Ascomycota; Eurotiomycetes; Chaetothyriales; Herpotrichiellaceae.